Vanrija pseudolonga is the source of this 4022-nucleotide messenger RNA. RefSeq names its product Serine/threonine-protein kinase ATG1 (gene ATG1). The record is from RefSeq and is a predicted model, not a curated record. Gene Ontology annotation, molecular function: ATP binding; protein serine/threonine kinase activity. Gene Ontology annotation, cellular component: phagophore assembly site; cytoplasm; autophagosome. Bases 775 to 3648 code for a protein of 957 amino acids. NCBI's taxonomy places the organism in Eukaryota, Fungi, Basidiomycota, Tremellomycetes, Trichosporonales, Trichosporonaceae. The transcript is spliced from 7 exons. Gene Ontology annotation, biological process: regulation of autophagy; autophagy of mitochondrion; peptidyl-serine phosphorylation.
GUUCGUAACAACUGUCACCUUUGUUCGCGACUGUCGUUGAGAAACACAACAUACACCUCAACCUCAUCGUCGUGCACACACCACGCGCGUCGACUCACCUCUCUUCCCCUCGACUGCAUCACAUCACCACUCACAGACAUCAUCUUCACAUUCGUCGUCAUUGGAUUCACUCUUCCCGCCACCGCCGCCACCGUAACACACCCGCCGCCUGCGCGACCAUCACUUGACUCGUCUCGCACCCUUAUCCCCCUCCCCCGCCGCCGUCCCCACUUGCCACCACCAUCACCCCUCUUAACCCCGGCCUGGGUACACACGCGCCCCUGCAUCUCCCCUCGGUCACACACAAGUGCAUUCCCCCUUCCCCCUUGCACACAUAACGAAACACACAUACACAGCACAAUCGACACGCUAGUCAGCAACACUUGACGCGCGCGUUGCCGCUCUUCCUUCUGCCCACCCCACCACCUCCUUUCGACGCCGCCGCCGCCGCCCCCAUUCGAAUCGAUCUGUACACCUUCUACCACGCACGCACGCCGCAUAACCUCAUCGCACACAGCCCCCCCUCUUGCCCCCCCCAUACAAUCGAAUGACACCCCAUCUCGCCCUGUGACCACACGACGGGCUUGCCUUGACCCUUUGCGCGCCCUCCGUCUCGCGCGCCAAGACGGUAUCUUACACACACGUUAGCCUUUAUCAUCAUCUGGCACAACACUACACAUCAGCCGCAUCGCGGCAUUGCUCCUCCCCCCAUCUCCCCUCGUCCAUCACUGCACGAUGCCUGCUGAAGACGAGGUAGCGCGCAAGCGCGAUAGCGAGAGCGGCGGUCAUUCCACUCGCCACCGCGAACGCAUAGGCAACUACGUCGUCGGCGUCGAGAUUGGCCGUGGUAGCUUUGCGACAGUCUACAAGGGCCAUCGCUCGAAGUCCAAGGUUGCCGUCGCGAUCAAGGCAGUCUCCCGCCAGAAGCUCACGAGCAAGCUACUUGAUAAUCUCGAGAGCGAGAUUAACAUUCUCAAGGCCAUUAACCACCGCAACAUUGUCGCGCUGAUCGAUUGCUUCAAAAACGACACACACAUCUACCUCGUUAUGGAGUACUGUUCUGGCGCGGAUCUGUCCAUCUAUCUGAAGAACCGCGGUCGCAUCGAGACUCUCGACUUUAUCCCCAGAGUGUACGAAUCCGGCAUGGUCGCGUCGAGAACAGAAGGCAAGGUCUUCUGGCCACAUCCCGCGACUGGCGGUCUCGACGAGCGAGUGACGCGCUGCUUCCUCGGCCAGCUCGCCGAAGCAGUCAAGUUCCUGCGAUCUCAGGACUUGAUACAUCGCGACAUCAAACCACAGAACCUCCUCCUCCAGCCGCCCACGGCUACAGAGGUUUCCGAGGGCCACCCGCUCGGAAUCCCCAUCCUCAAAGUCGCCGACUUUGGCUUUGCCCGCAUUCUGCCAGCCGCGGCAAUGGCAGAAACCCUGUGCGGCUCGCCACUCUACAUGGCCCCAGAGAUUCUGAGAUACGAAAAGUACGACGCCAGAGCCGAUCUGUGGUCCAUUGGCGCCGUCCUCUACGAGAUGGCGGUGGGACGCUCGCCAUUCAGAGCUCCAAACCACGUCGAGCUGUUGCGAAGAAUCGAGCGGGGCGAUGACCGAAUCAAGUUCCCAGACGAGUCAUCGCGGGCUCCAACUCCUGCCGCCGACGGCUCCGAAGCGCCCCCAAUUAUUCCAGUCUCGGCAGACAUCAAGCAGCUGAUCCGCGCACUCCUCAAGCGCCACCCGUCUCAGCGCAUGGGCUUUGACAACUUCUUCGCUUGCGGCGUCUGGGAUGGCUUCAUGGUCGAGUCGGUGGCGGAUGUCAGCACCAGCAUUGAUGUGUCGACCGACAGCUCGGACGCGGGUUACUACAGCCCGCGCCAGGACCUCGACCUCAGCGCAGAGCGGGAGCGCCAGUUGCUCACCCCAGCACUAGCCCCUCCUUCCCCAGUAUCGCCCAUGGUGAAGCGUACAGGAUCAGGAAACAACAUCGCGCGCCCAAGCAGCACCGUGCCCACGCCGACGACAACGCCUGCGCGACCGCCCUCUGUGCGCCGCUCAGAGCCCAAGUACUACGUUGGCGACGAGCCCGCUGAACCCGGCCCCCCUUCUCCGUCACCCACCAGUGGAUCCCCCGUCGCCCCUCGACCAAUCGGCUCGUCCUUCACAACGCCUGGUCGAGUAUCGCCACGAAUGGAGCGCGCUGGAAGCAGUGCCGAUGACGUCCCAGUCGUCACGCCCCCUGGGCCUAUUCACGCGCCACGACCAGUCAUCGGCAGCUCGCCGCUUGCAGCAACGCCUCCUAUUACGGUGACGGGCAAGGAUGACGCAGCACUCGGCGCCAGCGACUCGGUCGGAAGAGAAUAUGUCGUGGUUGAGAAGCGCACUGUUGAGAUCAACGAACUGGCAGAUGAGCUUGAACAGCAGACUGCCAGACGACCGUCCGUCGGUGCCGUCGUUCGAAAGACGAGCAUUGUCUCGCGCCCAGUAUCGACCUUCCGCCCGACCGGAUCGAGCCCGCCCACACCUCAGCCUUCGCAGCUGACAGCAGCGUCCUACUCGCCACCGUUUGCGUUUGGCACGACGCCACCUCCAUUUGCGGUACCAGCUGUUCGCCAAACCGUUGUACCACGUUCGCGACAGCCAUCGUUACCGGGUACGCCCACGGUGUUCCCACCACCUGGAACGUAUGCUAUUUCACCCGACCGCCACUCGUCUUCGCCCUCUUCGUUGCCUGCAAACGCCCUCGCACGUGUGCUCACAAAUACUGCCGUGCGUCUGCUCAACUCGUCGGCCAACACGGCGGCAACUGCGAUAGCACGGGCCACUGGCACUUCUACCAAGAAAUGGCCACUAGUGGAACGGUCGGGUGAAAUUGACCCCGACGAGGGUAUUAUUCUGGAUUUCUUGGAAGAUACCGCCCGCAAGGCCUACGUUCUCUUUGAACUCGCCGACCAGCGCUUGCUUCUGUGGUCGCAGACAUCGAGGCAGCCUGCGUCCAUUUCUUCGGCGACUAUUACGUCGACCACUCCCCCGAGCUCAAACGCACCACCGUUCUCAGUACCGCCCGUGUCGAUCUCUGCGAGACGCAAGUCGUCAUCGUCCUCGACUAGCAGUGACAUUCUUGCCCUGAGACAGCAAGAAGCAGCUGCUGGCGACGCGUGCGCGCUGUACUUCAAGUCGCUGGCGUUUAUCUGCGCGGGCCAUGAACGCUUCAAGCACUACUGGGAGGCGCGCUCCACUCGCAAUGUGGAAUACCAGACCAGCGCCGAGCUGAAUGAACUCGUUCAGUGGUUCCGUGCACGCUUCAACGAAGUGUACGAGAAGGCUGAAUGGACAAAGGCUCGAUGCGCCGACGAGCUGCCCUAUGUCGAUCGCCUCGUGCACGACCGUGCACGCGACAUUUCUCGACAGUCGGCGCAGGCCGAGCUCCUCGGCGAUCUGGCUGCUGCCGAAGAUGGCUACGAGAACGCCAUGUGGCUUCUUGACACCCUCCUGGACGAUGCAAUGUACGAGGGUGUCAAGCUGCGUAACGAGGACCGCCUUCUCUUUGAGCACCUCAUUGGGUCCAUUCGCGACCGCCUUGAUGGCGUGCGGCGCAAGCUUGAUGCUAGCCGCACCAAAUGAGCAUAUAUGGACUGUGCUUUUCUCCACGUCUCCACACAACUUUUGGUUCCAACAACAACGACUUGAAUCGAUUCCUGAACGCUCGACUCGGCCCAGCUCCCCAAACAUCACCCACACCUGCCUGCGAGGUGUCACUGCUGCUCUCCACUACUACUUGAAUCAUUUCACCACUCCACCCUGCACACCUUCCACCACCCAGUCAAUCGAUACAUCCAUACUCGGGCUGCCUCAGCAGACGAGUCUUUAGAAUCCCACGCCCAUCUCAGUGUUGUCCAUUCUCAUCUCAUUCGUCGUGAAUCCAGAAUCCGAACGUAAAUCACCCGUUGUACUCUGUACCGUGGGCUCCUCCACCUGAUGCCAAAUGUGUCAUGAGA